Lolium perenne is the source of this 2565-nucleotide messenger RNA. Its product is annotated as factor of DNA methylation 1. Lineage: Eukaryota; Viridiplantae; Streptophyta; Magnoliopsida; Poales; Poaceae. Gene Ontology annotation, biological process: gene silencing by siRNA-directed DNA methylation. The record is from RefSeq and is a predicted model, not a curated record.
CCCAAAAAACCCCUGCUGCCUCCGACGCGCUCUUAUUAACUCUUGCCCCCCCCCCCCCCCCCCCAUCCUGAUCUCGCCGCUCCCCGUCAUUCUUGGUCGCGGAAAGCCAAAUCUCUAGCCCCGCAAUGGAUCUCGACAUGGACGACUACAUGGACCCCUACGACGAGGCGGAGGCCGACGCCGCCGCGGAGGCCGCCGGCGUCAACGGCCCCACCAUUGCCGCGUCCGACGGCGAGGAGUCGGACGACUCCGACGCCGAGAGCGACUACGAGGACAAGUCCUACGCCCUGCUCAAGUCCGGCAAGCACCGGGUGCGCAACCCGGACGGCACCUUCCGCUGCCCCUUCUGCCCGGGCAAGAAGAAGCAGGACUACAAGCUCAAGGACCUCCUCCAGCACGCCGACGGCAUCGGCGUCUCCAGCAAGCACCGCCGCCACGGCAGGGAGCGCGCCUUCCACCGCGCCUUUGGCCGCUUCGUCCGCGAGGACCCCUCCUUAGCCCACGAGCUGGCCACCAUCGUUGGCCUUCCAGACCCGUAUCCGGCUGCCCCUCCUAAACCAGAUGCCGCCGCCGCCGCCGCUGACAAGGGAAAGGCCGUCCUUCCCAAUGGCCACAUCACUGGAGGAUCCAGCUCUGCGGCAGCCACCCAGGGACCGCCGCAGGAUGGGAAGGAGAAGUUCGCUUGGCCAUGGUGUGGGAUCCUUGCCGCAGGUGCCGGGUUCAAUGCCGAUGCCUUUGCCGAUAGAGUGGCCAUGUUCAGCCCGGAAAACAUCGUGCCCUUAGUUUUCGACGAGUCUCAAGGCAUGGAAUGUUACGCGAUCGUGCGCUUCGCUCCUGGCUGGGGUGGAUUCAGCGACGCUCUCGCGCUCGACAACCAUUUCAGCAUGAAUAAGCUUGGCAAGAAGGAAUGGGAGGCAUCAAAGAUUAGUUCUGGAGGUGCUCUGAACAACGGAGAGGGGAACAACAGCAGCGAUUCUGAGAUUAAGGUUUAUGGAUGGGUUGCCCGAGAGGUGGAAUACACCGCUGGGGAUCUGGUGGGAAGAUACUUGAGGAAGCAUACCAAUCUCAACACCAUAGAUGAGAUCACCAAGCGUCAGAGGGAGCCAAUGGGCAAGGUUGUGGCUAAACUGGCAUCUCAGCUCCAGGCUAAGAAUCAACAUGUGCAGGAUCUCGAGACAAAGACAAAUGCAACUGAGUUCUCUAUUGCAAGGCUUGAGGCUGACAAUAGGAAGCUGCAUGAGGAAUAUAAUGAAGCAAUGCGCAACCUGCAUCGCAAGGCUCGUGACAAUGCUGUGAGGAUCUUCCAGGACAACGAAAAUUUGAAGCUUGAAAUAGAAAACAACAAGAGAGAACUGAUUUCACGUGCUAAGGAGCUGGAGAAGUUGUCAGCUGAGAAUGCUAACGACAGGAAAAGGCUUGCUGAACUUGCUGAUGAGAAGCAAAAGACAAAAGACGACAAAAGUGAACUUGAGCUGGCGAGUAUAGAGCAGCAGAGGAAUGAUGAAGAUAUUUUGAAGCUAGUCGAGGACCAGAAGAGGGAAAAGGAGGAUGCCCUUGCAAGAAUGCUUGAGUUGGAAAAGGAGCUGCAUGAGAAACGAGAACUUGAGCUUGAAGUGACGCGAUUGAAUGGCACACUCCAAGUGAUGAAACAUUUGGAGGGAGAUGAUGAUGGGGAUAUUCAUAACAAGAUGGAGAAGCUUAGUGAAAGACUAGAGCAUGAAAGGAAACGCCUGGAAGAGAUGAGCGGAGAGCUGGUGAAGAAAGAGCGUGAAAGUAACGACGAGUUACAGGAGGCCCGGAAAGAACUGAUAACGGGUUUGGAUGACAUACUAAGCGGGCGGACAGCUAUCGGGAUCAAAAGAAUGGGCGAACUUGAUGUAAGGCCUUUUGAGAAUGCAUGCAGGAGAAAGUAUGGGAAUGAUGAUUAUGAGAUGAGAGCAGCAGAGCUGAUCUCAGCUUGGCAGGACGAAAUAAAGAAGCCAGCAUGGCAUCCUUAUAAGUUUAUUAAGGCUGAUGAUGGAACCGACAAGGAAGUUGUAAAUAACGAUGACCCAAGACUGCGGGAAUUGUGGCUUGAUUAUGGUGACGAUGUGUGUAACGCAGUGAAGAUCGCUCUGAGCGAAGUAAACGAGUACAACCCCAGCGGAAGGUAUGUGGUUCCAGAGCUAUGGAACUUCCAGAAAAAUAGGAAGGCGACGAUGAAAGAGGUGUUCAGGUACAUCUUCCAGCAGAUGGAGACACCGGGAAAGCGCAGGAGGGGUAGAUGAUGGUUAGCACUUGCAGGGUGUAGGCCACUGUUACCAGUAGUCCUGACAUGGAAGUUGCAUUAUCUGCAUUAUGUUCCCUUCUUCAUUUGACGAUGGUGUUUCAGACCGGUGUUUGUUCCUAAACUGAUAUGAUCGGUGAACUCAAUAAUAAGCCUUCUUUGGGCUCCUAGUGGUACCUUGUGGACAUUUAUUUAGAUAGUGCUUGUGCAGGUGUCUAGAUAUGUAUUAGAUCUCUUCUCUGCGACCUUGUCAGUUGUACUCUCUGUGAGCAGUAUUAAUGAACUUAUUGCAAAGGACA